Molecule: messenger RNA, 1404 nt
Organism: Myripristis murdjan (pinecone soldierfish)
Lineage: Eukaryota; Metazoa; Chordata; Actinopteri; Holocentriformes; Holocentridae
Product: zona pellucida sperm-binding protein 3-like
Exons: 8
Coding region: 117-1355 (412 amino acids)
Biological process (GO): egg coat formation; positive regulation of acrosome reaction; binding of sperm to zona pellucida
Cellular component (GO): extracellular matrix
Molecular function (GO): acrosin binding
Source: RefSeq, a predicted model, not a curated record
AAUCAACAGCUCAAGUCAGAGCACCUGAGUGGAGAGCCUCAUGUAACAGCUUCAGUGAACAUAAAAUAGUCAGGUUUUCUGAUUCUGAAAAUAGUUGUUCUUGUUUUACAGUGAUAAUGGGUUUUGGAGACAUCGGUACAUGGCUUCUGAUAGUCUUUGCGGUGGAAUGUGUUUAUGGUGCUUGGAGUAGCUAUCACUUGCAAAGCCAAGAUCUGAACACAGAUGACAUCCAUGCAGCAGCCAGAUUUAGCCCUCAGAAGCCUUUUAUGCCGACGAGACAGGAGCCUAGAAAGACUCCCCAACAAAGAGUAGAGUCUCUAUCUCAGCAGAUGUUUGAGACACCACUGGCCUGGAGCUAUCCUGUCCUGACCAAAGAGAGCCCCGAGGUAAAGUCGGAGGAGUGGGAGCCUGUGCCGGCUGAGAGUGUGACAGCUCGGUGUGGGGAGAGCCGAGUCCAUGUGGAGGUGAGCCAGGAUCUGCUGGGCAACGGCCAGCCCAUCCAACCUGCAGACCUUACUCUGGGAGGCUGUGAGGCCACAGAGGUGGACACCACUAACCAGCUGAUCAUUUAUGAAUCAGACCUCCAAGCAUGUGGCAGCCAGCUUAUGAUGACAGAAGACUCCCUCAUCUAUACUUUCACUCUAAUCUAUGAGCCUUCAGCUCUGGGUAGCACUCCCAUCCUGAAGACCAGUUCAGCCAUGGUCUACGUUCAGUGCCACUACAUGAGGAGGCUGAAUGUGAGUAGCAGUGCCGUGAAGCCUACCUGGACGCCUUACACUUCAACCAAGGUGGCAGAGGAACCGUUUUACUUUUCCCUCAGGCUCAUGACUGAUGACUGGCAUUCAGAGAGGCCGUCCAACCAGUACUUCCUGGGAAAUGUCAUUAAUAUUGAAGCAACUGUCUUACAAUACAACCACAUGUCCCUCCGAGUCUUUGUUGAUUAUUGUGUUGCUACCCUGGAGCCUGACAUGAACACAGAGCCCAGAUAUGCCUUCAUCCAAAACCUGGGAUGCCUGGUUGACGCCAAGCUCACAGGCUCCAGAUCACAAUUCCUGCCUCGAUCCCAGGAUGACAAGUUGCAGAUUCAGCUGGAGGCUUUCAGGUUCCAACAGCAGAGCAGUGAUUCAAUCUUCAUAACCUGCCAUUUGAGAGCAGAACCCGUCCCCUCUUCAUCAGCAUCAUCUAGUAACCACAAGGCCUGCUCUUACAUAGAUGGGUGGAGAUCUGCAGAUGGAGAUGAUCAAGUGUGUCACUGUUGUGAGACCAGCUGCAGCAUGCGGAAGACCAGAGAUUUGACCACAGAUCUGGUGUUGGAAAAGGACACCAUGCUGGGGCCCAUCAAGAUCAAGUCAUGAUGUCAGCCAGCUAAAAAAAACUUAAUAAUAAUAAAAUGUGUUAAGUGAA